Messenger RNA from Notothenia coriiceps (black rockcod), 933 nucleotides. It is a transcript of the gene urm1, whose product is annotated as ubiquitin related modifier 1. Gene Ontology annotation, cellular component: cytoplasm. The record is from RefSeq and is a predicted model, not a curated record. The coding region runs from base 33 to 338 and encodes 101 amino acids. Gene Ontology annotation, biological process: tRNA thio-modification. Lineage: Eukaryota; Metazoa; Chordata; Actinopteri; Perciformes; Nototheniidae. The transcript is spliced from 5 exons.
CCCCGCCACAACUUCCUGCAUGUGCCGACAAUAUGGCAGCGCCCGUAGCUAUUCACCUGGAGUUUGGGGGUGGAGCAGAGCUGCUUUUCAAUGGUGUGAAGGAUCAUCAUGUGACCCUUCCAAGCCAACCUGAUCCUUGGGACGUGAAGCAGCUGCUGGUCUGGAUCCAACAGAACCUGCUGAAGGAACGGCCCGAGCUCUUUGUCCAGGGAGACUCCGUGAGACCUGGGAUUCUGGUGCUUAUCAAUGAUGCAGACUGGGAGCUAAUGGGGGAGCUGGAAUACCAACUACAAGACCAAGACAACGUUGUGUUUAUUUCUACUCUUCAUGGAGGGUAGAGGAAUACAAACAUCCCUAACAUCCCUGUAACAGCCUUUUCUCCAGUUCCUCUGCACCCCCCGCCCCACAUCUCAAUAACACGCCAGCCCAUUGGACGCUGGGGAUGUGUCGGUCUGCCUGCACCCUGAGGUCUGACCAUGAUGGAUGUUCGUCGCAGGAAUGAGUGGAAAUUCAAAGAUGGUCACUGAGAAAAAUGUCGAAAACUGUGACAUGGGCCUUCUGUUGACAUUUUAAUUUUAAAUUGGAUAGGUGUAAAGGGAAGUCACCUGAAGCUCUGGUUACCUGGCCUACUAUUGGUGCGAGUGUGAAUACCGACAGCUGAAGUGUAAACCUUCAUCUACCUACAUCCUCUCUUACAGUGUGACCGUGACUGAUAUAAAGACCUCAUCUUCCAUGACCAAGUCUAUGACAAAAUAAAGCGCUUUGUUUUAACCCCCACUAAUAAGCAUUUGUUAGCAGUAUAUAAAGUGUGUGGUACUGUAAGCCGAUAUAAGGACAUCUUAUGUGGUAAAUAAUGUAUUCAUCAACUAUCAUGUCUUAUCCUAUAAAGACAUAUUUAUCAGUUUUUUACUAAAGAUUACAGGUAAUGACAAA